UGUUAGACCGAAGAAGAAGCAGAGGAAGGGACACCAUGGCCGCUGCGGUGGGACGAGUGGCCCUCAGGUGGCCCCUGGCUGUCGGAAGGGCCCGCUGCCUCACGGCCUCCUGCCGACGGAUGAGCUCCGAACCCAGAGAGGAGCUGAAGGUCCGCAACCUGGAUGGAGAAGAUUCUGGAAUCGUGGUGGUUGGGAUAAAUCGACCAAAGGCCAAAAACUCCAUCAGCAGGAACCUGGUCCAUCUGAUGUUUGAUGCUAUGGAGGACAUAAAGAAGAAUAACAAAGUUCGGAGCGUUAUUUUAUGCAGUUUAGUUCCUGGUAUCUUCUGUGCAGGUGCCGAUCUGAAGGAGAGGGCAAAGAUGGCUCCCAGUGAGGUGGGACCAUUUGUUUCAAGAGCCAGGGCCCUCAUCACCGAGCUGGGUAAUCUCACCGUACCAACGAUUGCUGCCAUAGAUGGAGCUGCUUUAGGGGGGGGGCUGGAAAUGGCCCUAGCCUGUGACAUCAGAAUCGCUUCCAGCAGUGCAAAAAUGGGGCUCGUUGAGACAAAGCUUGCGAUUAUUCCAGGAGCAGGGGGAACACAGCGUCUUCCCAGAGCCAUCGGCGUGUCUCUAGCCAAGGAGCUGAUCUUCACGGGCCGAGUCGUGGAUGGAAAGGAGGCGUUCCGCCUGGGGCUGGUCAAUCAUUCGGUAGAGCAGAACGAGCGUGGAGACGCGGCCUACCUCCAUGCUCUCCAGCUGGCUCGUGAGAUCAACCCUCAGGGACCGAUUGCAGUACGGAUGGCAAAGCUGGCAAUUAACCAGGGAAUAGAGGUGGAUUUAUCCACAGGUCUGGCCAUCGAAGAGGCGUGCUACGCUCAGGUGAUACCAACCAAAGACCGCCUGGAAGGUCUGGCUGCUUUCAAGGAGAAGAGGCGUCCUCAUUUCAAGGGGGAAUGAACCACGUUUGUUCCCUGAACCACAGCUUUGGACCCCGGACCUGUUUGCCUGCAGACGCAGCAGAGCUGGGAGCCUGCGGCGCCUCGCUGACACGUUAGCCGCUUAGCUUCCAGGGACACCUGUGUGCAGCCAACCCCAUCAUCGCCACAUCCAGCGGAUUUGGUUGCAUGCUGAGGACCUGAGAAUACUGACGAGUCCUGACCCUGCCUAGCCCUUCUAGUCCCGAGUCCUGACCCAGCCUAAUCAUUCUGGUCCCGAGUCCUGACCCAGCCUAACUCUUCUAGUCCCGAGUCCUGACCCAGCCUAACUCUUCUAGUCCAGAGUCCUGACCCAGCCUAACCCUUCUAGUCCCAAGUCCUGACCCAGCCUAGCCCUUCUAGUCCC
Messenger RNA from Cyprinodon tularosa, 1319 nucleotides. It is a transcript of the gene auh, whose product is annotated as AU RNA binding protein/enoyl-CoA hydratase. The transcript has 10 exons. Gene Ontology annotation, molecular function: enoyl-CoA hydratase activity. Lineage: Eukaryota; Metazoa; Chordata; Actinopteri; Cyprinodontiformes; Cyprinodontidae. Gene Ontology annotation, cellular component: mitochondrion. Gene Ontology annotation, biological process: fatty acid beta-oxidation. Bases 36 to 935 code for a protein of 299 amino acids. The record is from RefSeq and is a predicted model, not a curated record.